Lontra canadensis (Northern American river otter) is the source of this 2142-nucleotide messenger RNA. RefSeq names its product tumor protein p53 inducible protein 13 (gene TP53I13). Lineage: Eukaryota; Metazoa; Chordata; Mammalia; Carnivora; Mustelidae. Gene Ontology annotation, cellular component: cytoplasm. The record is from RefSeq and is a predicted model, not a curated record.
CCCGGCGGCUGGAGGGCGGCAGGCGGCGGGGCCGUCCCCUCUGCGAGCUCCCCACUCUGCGGGCGACUCCGCCCGGCCGCCGGCGGCUGCCCAGGGCUCUCCAGCGCGGGGGUGGGGGUGGGCGGUGGGCGCUCCGGAUUGGCCGUGGCCCCGCAGAGGCAGCCAGUUCGGGCCCGGCUCCCCUCGCCCGCCCCCAAUCCCGCCCCAGGCCCUUUGUACAGAGAUUGCGACAAGCUGGAGCAGAAGUUGCAGGUCAUACUGACGUGUCUGAAGCGGGUUUGCGGGAGGAGCGUACCUCCGGAGCCACUCGCUUCACUGGGAUCCCAUUUCCCGCCCUUCGCCCAGCUCCAUGAUCCCACCCAGGCUGCAGGCCGCGGAGACGCGAUGGGACGAAAGCGCGGGCGAAGGAGGGAUUCCCCGCGGGUCUGGCAGCACAGUCCACUCGGGCCGGGGAACCUACACAAAACUUUUCCGGCUUCGAGUUUAGGGCGCGUGCGCGCCAAGUCCGCGGUUGUGGGCGGGCCUUGGCGGGGCGGAGGCGGGGCGAGAGUAGCUCGCAGCUGCGGGGGAGGGGCGAGGCGGGGGGGGGCGCGAGCCUGGAGCGGCGGGGCGCGCGUCCUGGGGGUGGGGGCGGGACGACGAGCGCGCGCGCCCGGGUUCUACGUGGGCAUAGGGGCGGUACGGGGGGCGACGCAGGGGCACGCGCUCCCUGGCUUGCCCGGCGGCCGCCAGCUUCCCGGGCGGGCAGGGAUGGCGCCUCCUCCGCCUUCCCCCCAGCUGCUUCUCCUGGCAGCCCUUGCGGGGCUCCUAGGUCCUAGUGAGGUGGUGGCCGAGCCGGAGGAGGAAGUGGGAGCCCAUUGUCCCGAGGGCCUGUGGCCUCUGCCGCCACAGGUGUCACCGAGAGUGACUUACGCGAGGAGGAGCCGAUGGCAGGCCGAGGAUGUCCGCUUCUUCUACCACCCCUGCACACAUCCUUGGCUGAAGCUCCAGCUUGCCCUCCUGGCCCACGUUUGUGUGGCCCAGCCCUCACUGGCCGCUGACGCUAGCCUUACUCAGGAGCGGCCCCUGGUGUUGGCAGCAUGGGGCGUGGUGCUGGAGAUGGCGUGGAUAGAGCCGGCCCGGGCUACCCACUUGCUGAAGAGGAGGUGGCGGCGGAGGCAGAGGAAGAAGGCGGCAUGGCUCUGCUCUGAUGGGCUUUCUGGGUCCUUGGUGCCAAGGCCAGGUAGAGGGAGGCUGUGCUGGAGAGGGUGUGUGCAGGCUUCAGCUUUGGCCUUUACUCUGUGGAGCUGGCGGCCCCCUGGUGCAGAGGAGGCAACUAGAGGGCCCAGGCACCUGUCUCCUGGUGGUGCCAAGAGGCGGGGGCUGCGGGCUGCCCUUGGUCUCCAGCCCACCCCCUCAGGCCUGAGGUUCUCCUCUGCUUCCCCGCAGAGCCAGGGGCCCCGGCAGCCAAUGUUGGCUGCCCGGGGUGAGGCGCCAUCUGUGCCCACUCCCCCGGUGCUGCCUGAGGGGCUUGGAGGCAAUGCCAGCUCCAGGCUAGAGGCUCCAGUGCCCAAAGGGCAGAGCAGCUCAGGGAGCUGCACGUGUCCAGGGGAGGCUUCCCCAGCCCCUCGGGCGGCGGCGCCUCCGCGGGUGGCCCGGGGCCCCACCCCGCGCACGGAGGAGGCCGCUUGGGCUGCCAUGGCCCUGACUUUCCUGUUGGUGCUGCUCACUCUGGCCACGCUCUGCACUCGGUUGCAUCGAAACUUCCGACGUGGGGAGAGCAUCUACUGGGAGCCCACGGCCGACAGCCAGGACACGGUGGCCGCUGUGCUCAAAAGGAGGCUGCUCAUGCCCCCGCGCCGGGUCAAGCGCUCCCGCCGGAGACCCCUGCUCCCACCCACGCCGGACAGCGGCCCAGAUGGGGACAGCUCCGACUGACCUGCCCUGGCCCUGCCACCGUGGCAGGUUUGCUUUGUCGCCCGGGAGGCCGCGACCUCUGCCACGUGGACCCUGCGCAGGGUCGCCCCCUGGUGGCCAGGCGGAGCAGACCCGCCUCAGCACUGCUAAGGGGCUCGUCCCUGUGGUGUGUUCCACUCUUCCGGUGAGGAAAGGGGCCCUUUCCGCCUCCCUUGCCUGUAUUUCUAAUUAAAUUAUUUUGGUAGA